UUAAGCAUCACCAUUCUGCUUCUCGCAGAGAUCCCAGGGUCUCCCUGUUUGCUGAAGCUCCACUGCUCCCUUUUUCUUUUUGGGGAACUGCCUGCUCCCUUGUGCCAAUGGACAACGCAGCAUUUGAGAUGCAUGAAGGCACCAUCCCAAAUGGUUCCUGUCCAGGGAAGAUGAGCGCCAUCCCCAGAAUGGAAAAGAAGAAGCAGUGGUCAUUGAUGAGUGUUUUCCUGGUGUGUCUCUUGGCCUGCACCGUUACCACAGCAGUGGGAGUCCUGAUCCUCUCCUUGGUGUAUAUCAACAACCCUCAGCCCCAUUCGGAACCCAAACCACAGACAACAAUUCCGACACUGCAAAAAGCUGUUGACCCCAAAUUCCAGUUUCUUAAUCAUUUACCUAAAUCCAAGGUGUUUGAGUUCUCUGGUGGUGAAAUCCAGUGGGCCCGGUACAGGAACAAUAUCAAAGAUUAUCUCAGCAUUGAAGAAGAGGCCUUUGGCAGCAGCCUGAACAGCCAGAGAUCACAGAUGACUCUGGGGACCCUGAGAAUAAAAAGGAAUGGCCUCCGUGCCCCUCACUGGCACUUUAAUGCAAAUGAGCACGGCUAUCUCGCACAGGGGACGGCGUGGAUCGGGGUGGUUGACGAUGGUCAUGUCGUUACCACGUACAAUGUUACAGCUGGCCAAGUGAUCUUCUUUCCUAAAAACACGCUUCACUGGAUAAAGAACGUGGGCAACGAAGACUGCUAUUUCCUGCUCUUCUUUUCCACACACGAUGAACUUCAGACGCUGGAUGUUGAUGAUGUCUUUUUUUCUACACCCGAGGACAUUGCUUCCAGGUCACUUAAGCCUGAAGGCGGAAUCAGUUUUAUUAGGUCAUUCCAGAAGCAAAAAGAGGACCAGGCCGUCAACCUCCCUCCCAACCUGGCAGACCUGGUUAUGAAUGCCAAUUAUGCACAGUCUCCAGACAGCCUCGUGUGGAGAUACUUUUAUGACCUUAAAGGUUCAAAAGAGUAUCGAUUUCCAGGAGGAAUAAUACAGCUGGCACAAUAUUGGAAAAAUGAAAGUGGACUAAGCAAUAAUGAAAAAAUUUUCAGUAAAUUCCUGAAUCAGCAUCAAAAUGCCCUCAGUUUGUGUACACUCAGGAUUUACAACAAUGGACUGAGACAGCCUCAUUUCCAUUUUAAUGCAAAUGAAAUGGGAUAUGUAAUAAGUGGUUGUGCAAAGGUGGGCAUUAUUAAUACUAAGGGUACCACGGAGUUUGAUAUUCACGUUGGCGAUGUGAUAUUUUUCCCCAUUGGAACCCAGCAUUACAUCAAGAGUGCCUGUGACGAGGAUUUGCUUUUCAUUCUUGCCUUCAGCACCAGAGACCAGCUACAAACCCUUGACAUGGACGACUACUUCCAGGCCACGGCAGACCACAUCCUGGCCCAGCUUUUCUUCAAGAAACAAAGUGAGUUUAAGAAGAUCCCCAGAUUCAACGAGGACCAGGCAAUCAACCUGCCUUAGGCCUGCUGAUGAGUUCAUGUCUGUUCUUCAUUUGUUACCAUUAUUUUUAAAGAAGGUCUUGCCUAACGAACCUGGAGCUCUUCACAGAGGGGGAGGGAGAAGCGGGUGCAAAGCAGCCCUGUGGGCUCACUUAGCUGACGGUGAUUACAGGCAGUUCAUGCAUAGUCUGUACAGAUUAAUAGGUCCAUAAAGGACACCCCAAUAGACUAAAUUAUAUUUUUGUAUGGAUUUUAGUAUAUGUGUAUAUAUUUGUUUCUUUUCUUUUUUUUUUACUUCAAAUUUUUUACUCCAAAUGAAAAGCCAUUCUUUAAAUUCACAUCAGUAAAUCUUGGUACCAUGAAUUUAUUUUUAAAAAAUUUUUAUUCAUCACUCAUGGACAAGGACAACAGUGUGAUGAAGGGGGCGGGGGAGGGAGAGUUGGGAGUAGAAGGUGGUGGAGGUGAAAGAGGGCAUAGAGCGGAUAAAUGAUGAUGGAGAAAAACAAAAAAACUUUUCUGUAAAAAAUACCUUUCUCUUCUCACCCGAAAAAGAGACUUGACCACCACCCAGGAGGAGGAACAUGCUUGGGAAGGUGCAGGGAAAAGCACAAGGCAAUGUGUGUAUGGAAGGAGGAUGUAAGAUAGAGGGAAAUAGUCAUAAUAGGUAAACGGGUAGACAGAUUUUUAUGUACAAACUAGAGGCCCGGUGCAUGAAAUUCAUGCAAGAGUAGGCCUUCCUUCUCCUGGCUGCUGGCACUGGCUUCCCUCUGGCAACUGGGACCCGGGUUUCCCUCUGGCUCCAAGACCUGGGCUU
This is a messenger RNA of Pipistrellus kuhlii (Kuhl's pipistrelle), 2294 nucleotides long. RefSeq lists its product as uncharacterized. Gene Ontology annotation, cellular component: Golgi apparatus; plasma membrane. Gene Ontology annotation, biological process: activation of protein kinase B activity. The record is from RefSeq and is a predicted model, not a curated record. Lineage: Eukaryota; Metazoa; Chordata; Mammalia; Chiroptera; Vespertilionidae. The coding region runs from base 108 to 1502 and encodes 464 amino acids. The transcript is spliced from 9 exons.